This is a messenger RNA of Aquila chrysaetos chrysaetos, 3104 nucleotides long. Its product is annotated as G-protein coupled receptor 55. The record is from RefSeq and is a predicted model, not a curated record. Gene Ontology annotation, cellular component: membrane. The transcript is spliced from 2 exons. Gene Ontology annotation, biological process: positive regulation of Rho protein signal transduction; phospholipase C-activating G protein-coupled receptor signaling pathway. Gene Ontology annotation, molecular function: G protein-coupled receptor activity. NCBI's taxonomy places the organism in Eukaryota, Metazoa, Chordata, Aves, Accipitriformes, Accipitridae. The coding region runs from base 1257 to 2183 and encodes 308 amino acids.
AAUUAAUAUUUUAACUAAUAACUUUUUUUUUUUCAAUAAUUUAAUAGCAGCAUGGAUUGUAGAGCACUAUUUUUAAGCUAGUUGGAUGAUUAUUUCUUAUAAAGAUUGAACAGUAAGAUCAAGCAUGUAGUGUUGCUUAGCUUAGAGCAUAAAGACAGAUUUCUGCUUUAGUGAUAAGCAUAAAAAUAUUCUGUUGCAAUCAAAAUACUUAGAAUAAAAUGAUAAGAAAUUAUCCAACUACAGAUGAAAUAUACAGCAGAUGUGGGACUUACUGCUCUUCAUUGCACUAAGCCAUCUCGCUCUUCUCCUGUGCAUCCACAAGAGAACAAUUUAUAGCUAACAUAAAUAAUAUUCUAGAAAACAGAUAUAAACAAAGUCUGCUUCAAAGCAGUAACAUUACUUGGUUUGUAUUGAUUCGGAGGGUAAUUACGGUAAAUGCUGUAAAAGUCCUUGCUGAAGCAGUGACCUGAAUUUUCCUCAUUCCUCUUUUGUAGUAUAGCUAGAUUAAGAAUGAUUGGUUUGCUGUGUUCUGUCAUCUGAUUAUAACUUCCUUACUAAUAAAGCUACACCUACACUUACAGUAAGUUAUAGAUUUUUAUGAUGAGGAUAUUCCUGCUAAUGAAGCUUUCAUGGGUAAGAAUAUCCUUAAUCUGUCAUCCCCCAAUCUGUGCUAACAUACAGACUUGGGUGAAUCCCAGCUAGAGCCAGAUGAACUCAGAUCUGAGCUACAAAGAGGAAACCAUUCAUGCAUCCCUCUGUGCUGCAAAAAACCUAGUGAAGCUAAUACUGUAAAACCUUGCUGUUCCAUUUCCUAGGUCAGCAUGCCUUCGCUGCUAGCUCCUGCUAUCGGUAAACACAAUUAACAUUUAACUAGUCCAUAGGAAGUAGAAAAUCCUCACUCAGUAGGAGAAAUUUAGAACAAACAGAGCAGAGAUGACACAGGGUCUGGACCAGCUAAGACACGCUCCCUCAAAUAGUGUUAAUUACAGGUUCUUAUGUUAUCUUUUGGCUUCUAGAAGUUGUCUGAAACAGUGCUAGAGCUGCAGGCAAUUCCUUCAGGAAACUUGUGGAGGACAGGAAUUUUCUUCAGAAGACUGGAAAAGGGCAAACAUGGUGCCUGCCCCUUAAGAAAGUGGAAAAGGAGGAGUUGGGAAAUGGUAGAUAACUAAGCCUGGGUUCAGUAUUUGGAAAAAUAUUGGAAUCAUCCACGGAAGAAUCUGUUUGCAAGCACCCAGAAGACAACACAACCGGGAGAAAUGACCAACAGCAGCAGGGAAUGCAAUUUUACAGACAUCGACAGAAUAGCAAAGACCCUGCGGUUGGGGAUCUCCAUUCCCACCUUCAUUCUUGGGCUGGUUCUCAAUACCCUGGCCCUCGCCGUGUUCUGCUGCUUUUGGAAGAAACAAACCAAAACCUCCGUUUACAUGAUCAAUCUUGCGCUUGCAGAUGUCUUGCUGCUUCUCUCACUCCCACUCAAGCUGUACUACUCUAUCACAGCAGCGCCCGGACUCCUGUGCUCAUUCAUAGAGUCUCUCUAUUUCGUCAACACGUACGGCAGUAUCUUCAUCAUUGUCUGCAUUACUGUAGACAGAUAUAUCUGCAUAAGGCACCCAUUUGAAGGUCGAGCUAACCAAUCCCCCAAAUGGGCUAUCUUGAUUUGCUGUUUCAUCUGGGCAGUAGCUUGGCUUUGCAGCAGCCCAAUGUAUGUAUUUCACAAGAAAGAUUGUUUUAAAUGCUUUUACAACAUGUCAGAACAGGCGUGGAGCAUCCCCCUCAUUGUUUCUGUGGAAACCUUUGGAUUUCUGAUCCCACUCACAGUAAUGGUUUUCUGCUCUGCCCAAAACAUAUGGAUACUUCUGAAUCACAAAAGUCAAGCUAAAAAGCAGGUAGAAGGCAGUGGCUCCUUACGAGUCAUUAUCAUCAACCUCGUGGUGUUUUUGGUGUGCUUCACACCUGUCCACCUUGCGAUUUGCCUACAGUGCCUGGUAAGACAGCAUGUGAUAGUGGACUGCAGUCUGAAACAAACCAUCAGUCUCUUCAUUCAGGUGUCAAUGAUAUUAGCCAACCUGAACUGCUGCCUGGAUGCCAUCUUUUAUUACUUUGCUGCAAAAGAAUUUCGUGAGAAAACGCACCUCAAAAAGGUUAUUGAACUAUGUCCUGUCUUUAAGCCUUGUGCAGCAUGAUGGCACUGCCUGCAGUGGAAGAACACCUCUUCCUUGGCUCCCACUUGCCUCACAGGACACCAACAGCAUUAUCCCUGACAUAGCAGUAGGGUCACCUUGGCCAUGGCAGGGAGGGUGCAGGAGGGAGAAGGACAAAGUUUUUCUGGUGAAUGUGAACCUGUUCUGUAUUUUUCUUCCCUUUAAAGAUGAAAGGAGAAAAAUGUUGGAAAAAGGAACCAGCAUUAGCAAAAUGACAGACUGACCAAAAGAAGCAUUAGCCUUGACGGUAUCUAGUAAAUGUGAAAGGCUUGCCAGAGGAAAACUACCCAGACCACUGGAAUGCCACUUAAAAUCAGCCUUUGUCAUUGCUGCACCAGUUUCCCUUUUGCCAACAUGAUCAGAAAGUUGCUGCUAAGGGCCAAACAUAGAAAUAACUAUUCAAAACCAUCUUUCUAACUUAGAAGGUAUCUGAGAGUUAAAAGGCAGUAUCCAGCCAAAUGUCUGACUCUGCUCUUUCCUUCUGCAAGAUUUACAGAAGGUCACUGCCGGAGGUCAUUUGCUUUGAGCAGCUUGGUCAGCCUGAAAUAAUUAAUAAUGAAUCCUCCCUCCUGUAAGCAUUAUACACUGGUCAGGGCUGCUACAUAGGACAGCAGCCCCUACUCUUCCAUGGAGGAUGGGCUGCCCAGUACACAACCCCAGCGGAGUAUCUUGGGUACCAGCAAUUCCUUGAGCAACAAACAUUUCUGAUUAUCUUCCCUGAGGAAUCAGCAUGGUUUUCUCCUGCGAUUUUAAAACUGUUUUUGUACAUGAAAACCAAAAAGAACCCCUUCAAAUAUGGCAUUUAGUGAAAGACUGUACGUGAUUAACUGUAUGUGAUUAACUGUAUUUCUACAUCACUGUAUUUCUGUCAAAGAUAUAACAUGAUAAAUGUAUGUAAUUCUU